AUGAAGAAAUGUCUCCACAGACGGAGGAAGAGGAGCAGCGUUUGUGAGGAGGAGCAGCUGAACUGCUGCACUUUAUGCCAGAACCUCCUGAUGGAUCCAGUCUCUACCAGCUGUGGACACCGGUUCUGCAGACAGUGCAUCAGGUCCUACAGGGUCCAGUCUGCUCCAUCAGGACCCUCCUCCUGCCCCCAGUGUGGGAAAAGAGCCAGAACCGGAGCUGGACCGUUGACAGCCAAUCAAAGCAGCCGUGCAGCAGCAGAUGUUGGUCUGCAGGAGGUUCUUGAGGAACAUAAGAUCAGUCUGAGGAGGAGAUGUGAACAUGUGGCUGACGGAAGUGAUGAAACAGGAAGUAGAACCCUCCUCAACAGGAUCUACACUGAUCUCUACAUCACAGAGGGGCAGAGUGAAGAGGCUAAUACCCAACAUGAGGUGAAGCAGCUGGAGAGAGCAUCCAAGAUCCAGAACCUCCAUGGUUCUCCAAUCAGGUGCCAUGACAUCUUUAAAGCUGUCCCUGACCAACAUGGAGCCAUCAGAGUGGUUCUGACCAAUGGCGUCGCUGGUGUUGGAAAAACCUUCUCAGUGCAGAAGUUCACUCUGGACUGGGCAGAGGGCUUGGAGAACCAAGAUGUCAGUGUGGUGGUUCUGCUUUCCUUCAGGGAGCUGAACUUGAUCAGAGAUCAGCAGCACAGUCUUCUCACGCUGCUCCAUGUUUUCCAUCCAACCCUCCAGAAGCUCCCAGCAGAGAAGCUGGCUGUCUGGAAGCUUCUCUUCAUCUUUGACGGCCUGGAUGAAAGCAGACUUUCUUUGGACUUCAGCAACAAUCCGCUUGUUUCUGACGUCACACAGAAGUCACCAGUCAACGUUCUGCUGAUGAACCUCAUUAAGGGGAACCUGCUUCCCUUAGCUCUCGUCUGGAUAACUUCCCGACCUGCGGCGGCCAAUCGGAUCCCUUCUUCCUGUGUUUCCAGGGUAACAGAAGUACGAGGCUUCACUGACACCCAGAAGGAGGAGUACUUCAGGAGGAGGUUCAGUGAUGAAGAGGAGAAGGACAGCAGGAUCAUCUCCCACAUCAAGACCUCCAAGAGUCUCUUCAUCAUGUGUGGGAUCCCAGUGUUCUGCUGGAUCACUGCUACCGUUCUGGAGAACCUGUUGACCACAGAGCAGAGAGGAGAGCUGCCCAAGACCAUGACUGACAUGUACUCACACUUCCUGCUGGUCCAGACCAGGAGGAAGAAGAACAAGUACCAUGAAGGACAUGAGGCGAGUCCACAGGAGCUGAUGGAGGCUGACAGGGAAGUUCUCCUGAAGCUGGGGAGGCUGGCCUUGGAACAUCUGGAGAAAGGAAACAUCAUGUUCUACCAAGAAGACCUGGAGCAGUGUGGUCUGGAUGUCACAGAGGCCUCGGUGUUCUCAGGAGUUUGUACAGAGAUCUUCAAAAGAGAGAGCAUGAUCUUCCAGAAACCAGUCUACUGCUUUGUUCAUCUGAGCGUCCAGGAGUUUCUGGCUGCAGUCUACAUGCUCCACUGCUUCACCAGCAGGAACACAGAGGUGGUGGAGAACUUCCUGGGAGGAAAAUACAGAGAAACAUCUCUGGAGGACUUCUUGAAGAAAGUCAUGGAGAAAUCCCUCUGGAGUCCAAAUGGCCACCUGGACCUGUUUGCUCGCUUCCUCCAUGGCCUAUCUGUAGAGUCCAACCAGAGCCUCUUAGGAGGCCUGCUGGGUCAGAUGGAGAAAAGUCCAGGAACCAUCCAGGGAGUCAUCAACAAUUUGAAGAAGAUGAACACUUAUAGAGUCUCUCCUGAUAGAAGCAUCAACAUCUUCCAGUGUCUGAUGGAGAUGAAGGACCUCUCAGUUUAUCAGGAGAUCCAAAAGUUCCUGAAAUCAGAGAACAGAUCACAGAAGAAGCUCUCAGAGAUCCAGUGCUCAGCUCUGGCCUACAUGCUGCAGAUGUCAGAGGUUCUGGAUAAGUUAGACCUGGAGAAGUACAACACAUCGGAUGGAGGACGGCUUCGACUGGUUCCAGCUGUGAGGAACUGCAGAAAGGCUCGAUUGAGGGACUGCAGAUUGUCAGAGAUCAGCUGGGCUUCUCUGGGCUCAGCUCUGAAGUCCAAUCCAUCCCAUCUGACAAAACUGGUCCUGAGUGGAACCAACCUGGACCCUGGAAUAAAGGAGCUCAGUGGGUUUCUCCAGUCUCCCCUCUGCAAACUACAGACAUUGAGACUGGCGUUCUGCAGUCUCUCAGAGAUCAGCUGGGCUUCUCUGGGCUCAGCUCUGAAGUCUAAUCCAUCCCAUCUGACAGAACUGGACCUGAUAGGAACCAACCUGGACCCUGGAAUGAAGGAGCUCAGUGGGUUUCUCCAGUCUCCCCUCUGCAAACUACAGAUACUGAGGGACCUCGAUGCCAAAAGUCCUCACUCCCUUAAGCGUCUACACGGGGUAUUGAGGCUGGAAGACUGCUUCCUCCAGGUGGUGCCUAACCCUUCUGACGAUCGCUGUCCUCAGAAAAAAUCAGUCGUAGGAGAAUCCUGUUUGUGA
Molecule: messenger RNA, 2535 nt
Organism: Cyprinodon variegatus (sheepshead minnow)
Lineage: Eukaryota; Metazoa; Chordata; Actinopteri; Cyprinodontiformes; Cyprinodontidae
Product: protein NLRC3-like
Exons: 5
Coding region: 1-2535 (844 amino acids)
Molecular function (GO): metal ion binding
Source: RefSeq, a predicted model, not a curated record